AUGGGUGUGCUCAUGGGUGUGUUCUUCCCUUGUAUACAAAACAUCUUCGGUGUGCUAUUCUUCAUUCGAAUGACGUGGAUCGUUGGCACCGCGGGCAUUGUUCAAUCGUUUUUCGUUGUUCUCGUUUGUGUUUCUGUGACGUUCCUCACCUCGAUUUCUCUGUCGGCAAUCGCCACUAACGGGGUGGUAUCGGGUGGAGGACCGUACUACAUGAUCUCCCGUAAUCUUGGACCUGAACUCGGCGGUGCUGUUGGUAUUCUGUUCUAUCUGGGAACGACGGUAGCCGCCUCUAUGUAUCUGACCGGAGCUGUGGAGAUAUUCUUGUUGUACAUAAUGCCUGGAGGCAAGGUGUUCGAGAGUAUCUACAAUAAUUUCCGGUUGUUCGGUUCCGGAUUGCUGUUUUUGGUUGGUCUGAUCGUCCUCGCUGGAGUUAAGGUGGUCAACAAGUUUGCAUUACCACUCGUAUUUGUCGUACUAUUCUGUAUAUUUUCGUCGUUUCUUGGUGCCUUUGUGAAAUUCAACGGUUCAGACUCGCUCAAAUUUUGUAUGAUGGGCGAUCGACCGGUGGAUGUGACAACCUACUAUGAAACGACACGCACGUCUUCGGCCGAAUUGUACGGUAGAGGGUCUGAGGCCGUUGUUCUGCUCUGA
Messenger RNA from Cooperia oncophora, 651 nucleotides. The record is from the annotation of a GenBank genome assembly. Lineage: Eukaryota; Metazoa; Nematoda; Chromadorea; Rhabditida; Trichostrongylidae.